GUGCAUAUAAGACAAAUGCAAAUAACUGGAUUAUUAGCAACGUAUGGCUUCUUAUUCCGAUAUGGACGAUAUUUUCAUAUUUUAUCUUCACGAUAAGAAUGAUUAAACGGUUUUUGCUACUCUGUUUUUUUCAUGUAAUUUUUUAUAAUUUUUAUAUAAAUUAAAAAUUUUUCAGAAUUUCUAUACAGUUUUAUAACUUUUGAUUUCUCAAAUUUUUUUAUACGAGUUAGAAUACUUUAUAGAAAUGUUAAGAAAAUCUAUAUUUUUUUAGAAUUCUUCAUAUACAUAUAAGCUCUGAAAUAUCUUAAGAAAUUUAAGAUUUAUCACAUUAUAAUUUAAUGAAAUUUUACAAAAAUGGAAAAAAAUGUUUAAAGUAUUUUUUGUAGAAAUGAUAAAACGAGAAUUUACAUAUAUGAAAAAUUUUAAGAAAAAAUGUAGACUUUCGCAACAAUUCUAUAAAGUUCUACUAAUUCAUAUAAAAACUCUGAAAAAAUUUUCACCAUGAUACCAACGCAAAUUCAAAGACUCGUCCGUGAUAUAUUUUAUUGUGACGCGCGAUAACGAUGGGAUGGGAGUGAGGGGUGCCGCGUUCUCACAUUACGGCUCUGGGAGAGUUGCCCCCCCUCCUCCUAACCAUCCCACCGCGUGCAGCACAACACGGGACUAAGCGUUCGCCAUAUCGUCGUGAGUGCUGGCUGGUGAAUUACGACGUGAUUCUUUGGUGCGUGCAACGAAAUUGGGUUCGCGUAGGUGCCGAUCCGUUCACCUGACGGCCGUCGAACCAUCGGACGAUCCGUCCGAGCCGUGGGGCUCGCGACACCCAAUCGAACCACGGAAGUAUUGUGGCACAACAUGGAGCCAAUGAUGGAAGACAAUAAAGAAAAAGUGAGAGCUAGUGUACAAGCUACUAUUGCUGAUAAAAGUAAAGCAACAAAGGAGUCAGAAGUAACAGACGUAGAAAAGAAGAAACAUGAGGAACGCAAGUGUGUUUCCACUAGUAAACCAAAGAAGACUGUUACUAAAGUCAAGACAAAGAAAGCUCGAAACGUGGGCCAGACGAGUUACGAUCCCACGAAGCUGGAGGACAGUCCAGUUCAGGUGCUGGAACGCUUCAAGAGAGGCUGCGAGUGCAUCGACGAUCGGUGCUUCAAGGAUCUGAAUCCUGAAGUGGUUUAUCGGCACAGGCUCAACAUUGCGGAGUUAACUAAAGCCGAGCACGACAUGUAUUUAAUGGGCGUGACGAUGGCCUGUUUGACGGAUCCCUAUCAGACCGCUCGGCAUACGGAGCGACGUAGAUUGCGCGCUCAGUAUGUUUAUCAGGGUCGAAGAGUGUGUUUAGACGCUUUCCUGUACCUGGAAAAUUGCACACAUUAUCAGAUUAAACGGAUUCGGAAACAUUUGAUGACGCAUGGCGUAACGCCACGCGUGCAUGGCAAUCAUGGCAAGGUGCCUCACAACACAUUCUCGCUGGACAUAUACAAGAUUGCGACGGAGUUUCUAAAGAACUUCAUUGAGGUGCAAGAAACAAAGCAGAAGACCAAGCUCGCCAAGAAUGCGCCGCUACAUCUGCCGCCGGACAUUACGCGGAAAACAGUGCAUGACUUGUACACGCAGUAUUGCAAGAAAGUGUCGCCCAACGUCAAGAACAUGGGCUACUCGACGUUUCGACGUUUCAUGAAGGUGCAGUUUCCACAGGUGAAGUUUGCGAAACUCGAGUUUAUCAUGAGAAAGUCCGAGCAGAAUCACUGUACGACCGAAUCUGAUGCGAGGGACGACACGGGCCAACGGAGAUCGCCCAAGUUGGAGCAAGAAGCUCCUAAAGGUAGUACGAUAUUACCGUUGGUGAUAACCGGUGAUUUAGGACAAAACGAGACUUAUGUGCUGACGCCUAUCAGAAAAUUGCAGGACUACACUGUGAGUUAUCAGGUCACUACACGCGGGCUAGUAGUUAACAAUCCUACUAUCACAUUGUCAAAAUCGAAAGCGGUAUAACUCGAAAGACUGUAAGAACAAAAUAUAAAAAUAAUUUUAUACAAAUGAUACGCAUGUACAUAUGAAUGUGAUAUAAGCUUAUUCUAUAAGGCUAUAAUUCCUCGACAAUUACUUCUCGUUAUUAUAUUUUGGAUUUAAAAUUCAGUAAUAUUUAUAUCUUUGCUUGUUCUGUUCGAAUUUAUACGAUCUUACCGUUUUGAAAUUAAUAUUAAAAAAAGUAGUAAAAUAGCAAAAAAAAUUCAUAAAAAAAUCUUAUAUUAACAAUCAAAAUAUGCCAAAAUACUAUAAAAGAAUUUUUUAAAUAUUAGUAAGAAAAUAAAAUACAUUUUGGGUCAACUAUACUCGAACAGAAUAGCAGAAAUGUACGUGUGGAUGUAUGCGGACGCCUACGCAUGUAAAGGGGAUAUUGAUUUAUUUUAGAAACAAAAGUUCUUAUAAAUACAUCCUAAACUGUUUCGUUAAAAAAUUAAUUUGAUUAUUUGAAUACCCAAGUCCGACUGAUGGAUGUGAAAACGUCGGACUAGAAAAUGAUUAAUUCUUAAUACCUCACGUACGCAUACUAAAUUUAAAUUAAAUAUUUUUAAGCAUUUUUCAAAUUUUUAUUUUUUUUUACUCAACUUUGAUAUUCUAUAUUGUAAAAAAAAUGUAGAGCCUAAGACUUUCUCUUUCUAAAAUAAGCCAAAGAAUAUUUCCUUCAAUUUUUCUUUGUUACUUAUUUAGAAAUCACCUUGUGUGUGUGUGUGUGUGUGUGUGUGUGUGUGUGCGUGCGUGCGUGCGUGCGUGCGUGCGUGCGUGCGUGCGUGUGUGUGUGUGUGUGUGUGUGUGUGUGUGUGUGUGUGUGUGUGAUGUGUGCGCGUGCGUGCGUGCGUGUGCGUAUGUGUGUGUGUAUAUACACACAUAUACAUAACUUAUUGUGCUACUGCAUUAAAUGCAGUUUUGUUAAAAUUUAUCUUUUGUUAUAUCUUAUUGAAGAAAUAAGUUGUGUUCUCUCCAUCAAAAACUUGAAUAUAACAAUAGUUGCAUAGAAUAUUCUUGCGACCAAUAAAAAGCAUUUAGCCAAAUGUUCGUAGAUAAGAUACCUUUAUCGUAAUAAAAGCGACGAAAAUGUUAAUUACGUAAAUUAUAUUUGUUAAAAAUAUAUAGUCUAUCUUAUUUCAUAUAAUAAAUUUUUCUUUGAAAAUA
Molecule: messenger RNA, 3174 nt
Organism: Solenopsis invicta (red fire ant)
Lineage: Eukaryota; Metazoa; Arthropoda; Insecta; Hymenoptera; Formicidae
Exons: 3
Coding region: 853-1992 (379 amino acids)
Source: RefSeq, a predicted model, not a curated record